Messenger RNA from Micropterus salmoides (largemouth bass), 2116 nucleotides. RefSeq names its product testis-expressed protein 47. NCBI's taxonomy places the organism in Eukaryota, Metazoa, Chordata, Actinopteri, Centrarchiformes, Centrarchidae. The record is from RefSeq and is a predicted model, not a curated record. The transcript has 9 exons. Bases 50 to 805 code for a protein of 251 amino acids.
GCACAUAGACCCCCCUCUAAACAUCCGACGGUGACUUAAAAGCUGAAAAAUGGCUGCUUUGCAAAAAUUCAGAGGCUUUUCGUCAAAGUUAUGGGGAAACUCCGAGCAGGAAGAAAACAACACCCUGACAAUGUUUGAUGUGUUUCACGGGAGAAUGAGAGAGAAGAUCGUGCUACAGCAGCUGAUAGUGAUUGCUCGGCUCCCCCACCAUCUUGCUGACAGGACAGAGCUGGGAGCUCAUUAUGAAAAGCUCAACUUCCAGUUAAGCAAACAGUAUAUAUGGGAUCAUAUGACGGGCCUGCUGUUAAUUUAUCCAUCCUGUCUGCUGCAUAUCAUUGAAUCAUCCAGGGAGGUUCUGGUUUCUGUUUUGAAAGACCUUGAAGACGUGCAACAGCAGCCAGACUGCACCUUGCUGGAAGCUCCCAAGGUUGUGUUCAUGGCACACAACCCUCAAAGCAGGCUGUUCCAACAGUGGAGCUACAAGGUGCUCGAUGUAGAUCAGGGGGACGGGGACAUCAGGGCUAAGAGACUUGAGGAAGAGGAAGAGAGCACAGAGACGCUGGUUUGCACUGUCCUAUCAGAACUGCAGAACCUGGGUGAACACCUUAAAAUAUCUAAGGCUCUUCCUGGGUCAGUGCUGGACGAGAUCCCGGAGCUGAUCGUCUCUCAGGAGGUUGUACACAAGCUUUUGGCUCGAGAUGAGCUCCAGACUCCGCAACAACACCUAAAGAUGUACAACUCACCGCUAAACAUCAGCAUGGACUUCGGACAAGUUAUUCGAAGCAGCUUCCUCACCACAGUUUAACUUUUAGGACAAAAGGUCAAAGAAUGUGUUUGGCCUUCACUAAAGUACCUUGGAUGUGACUGAAGCCUUACAAGCGGAGAGAAAUCUCGGCCAUCUAAUUUUACAACAACAAUGAACUGUUGCAUUGACUGUGGCACUUUUCUGGGUUUUCAUUUUUUUGUUGUUUUGAUUUUUCCUGUUUGGUCCCGAUAAACUUCUUUCUGUUCCAAAUUAUUUUAUAUAAAAUGAUAUAAAAAAUUAGUUUGAGUGAAAUAACACUGAACAUCAUUUACAACAACAACAAAAAAAACACAGAAAAUCCAAGUAAUAUAAAAACAUUUUUAAUAGUUUGAACAUUCGGAUGAAGUUAAUUUUUUUUUUUUUUUUUUUUACUGUACACUGUGUUCCACUCGGUGACCGGGAGAUAGCAUGUCCGCGAAAAAGGCAUUUCCUCUUUACUCCAAACUUUAAAGAGUUCACAGCGUCACCACAGGUUGACACAAAGAUCUAUAAAGAUUCCUUGAUCACUCUUGUGUUCCCUUUUUAUUUUGCCUCCAUUCCUUGGAAUUUAAACUUAAGCAAAAAGAAAAACAAGCACGUUUUUUCUUGCUUGCAUGAUUCCCAUGUAAAGUCAUAGGAACUUUUCAGGAGAUCUAAACGCACAUUAUUCUGGGCACAAACAGUCUUCUCUCCUACCAUGUUAGCUGAAGGUUUUUAAUUUCCGGACAGUGUGGCUGGAUGUGCUUUCUUUAUUUGCUAUAGGUAAAAAGGAUGGUACGUACUCCAUUAAUGGAACACAGAUGGUGAAAACAAACUGUAAAUCAUAAUUGUUUCAAACUGUUGGCAAAAUUGAUGGAGAGUUUGACAAAAAAAGGUCGAGGGCAGCACUUAUUAGUCUUUUAUAAAGUUCGGUCUAUUCACUUAUAAAAAAUAAAUACAAGCACAUUUAUUUAGGACCAAAGAUGAGACAUAUUUCAUAGGCAUGGGUAAAAAGCAUGCUGCUGAGUUUCACACAGGACAAUGUCAAAUCAAACUUCCCCUCCCCUAGCCUCCCGAAGUUGGUCAUAACACACUUUUUAUCAAAUACCCCACCACCCUCUUUUACUUGAAACUAUCUCCACAACACACACAACCCGCCUUCAUCACGAUAUAUGAGGUGAACAUCAUCUAUCACCAGUACAUUCCACCUAUUCAUGUAAAAAAAAGGCCUUCGUAUUGUAGUGCUCAAAGGGCAUGCUUGCAAAAGCUGUAAUACUGGAAACUGUUUCUGGAAUCCCUCGCCCUCUGUCUCUGCUCGUAAGGGUUACUGUUAAUAAAGUUGUGUGUGAUGAA